AUGUCUAUGAUGAAUCCAGAACAAAUGAACAACAUCCUAAAUGAAUUAAAGCUAGGCACUGUAUUAGUGCAACGCAAACACGAUGGAGAAAAAUCAUCUCGUCGUUUUUAUUUGCAUAAAAGUGAACAAUUCAUCACCCAUCAUCAACUAGAUAAAACAUUCGGUGCGCCAACACGCUAUUAUAUAAAUAAAAUUGAUGAAGUGCGCGUUGGUCUCAAUACACGAACAUUCGAUCGACUAGUUCGACAUAAACUCCUCGAGCAAGAUAACGACCGAUGUGCCUUUUCGAUAUUUUUCAAUAAUUAUCGGAAUGAACUUCACUUUCUUGCAAAUGAUGAAGAAAUUCGAAAUAUUUGGGUCGAAGGUCUUCGAUACCUCAUGGAAACGCAUGCACAAAAACGACAACGACACUUGAUUAACGAAGCUAAUUGGAUAUUGAAUUACUUCUAUUUGGCGGAUAAAGAUGGUUCUAAUUCGUUAUCGAAAAGCGAAUGUCGACGGCUGCUAACCGAUUCACUCAAUGCAAAAGUUUCGGCGAAAGACUUCGACAGACUAUUCCAAGAAGCCGAUCGAAGUGGAGAUGGAUUACUAACAGCCGAUGAUUUCCUCGAAUUUUUUCACACGUUAACUCGUCGUCGUGAUCUCUAUAAUAUAAUGAAAAAAUACGCGAAAAACGACGAGAACCAUACGAUUGAUUCGAUUUAUUUAACAACCGAAGAACUAUUGGAAUUCCUUCAAAAAGAACAAAAUCAAGUUAUAUUGAAAACUCCGAAACUCGAUUCGAAAUUUGAAUUUUCACUGGAAAUCGUUAAUACUUGUGAACAAGUACAAGAGCUAAUCAAAGAAUUCGAAUUAAAUGAUGAACUAAGAGAAAAAGGUCAUCUGAGUUUAAAAGGCUUUCGAAAUUUACUUCUAUCUGAUGAUUUUGCUUUGAUGAAGCCGUGGUGUUCGCGUUUUGUCUAUCAAGAUAUGACCAGACCGUUGAGCGAUUAUUAUAUCAAGACUUCACACAAUACUUAUUUGUUCAAUAACCAAGUUUUUGGUGACAGUAAUCCAGAAGCAUAUAAUCGCGCUUUGAAAGCUGGUUGUCGCGCUGUGGAAAUCGACUGUUACGAUGGUGAUAAUGGCCGACCGAUAGUCAAACAUGGCUUUACACUGGUUAAGCCAUGUUUAUUCGAAUCAAUCAUUCGUUUCAUUGAACCGAAUCUUUUCAAAGCAUCACCAUAUCCCGUGAUACUUGAUCUGGAGAAUCAUUGUUCAAUUGAACAACAGCAGGAAAUGGCACGAAUCUUACAACGCAUACUCGGUGAUCGAUUAAUUUCGGAACCACUGUUGACUAAGGAUUCAUCGAUUUUACCGUCACCGGAAGAUCUGAAAUAUAAAGUGCUUAUUCGGGGUGUGAAAAUUCCUGCUCCAGUUGAUGAACCACAAAUAACCGAAAAGCAGUCACCAUAUCUAUUUUUCUAUUUACAAAAUGUUCCAUAUAUUGACUAUGAGAACGCGGAAAAGAGCCAAGAAUGUUAUCAUUCAGCUAAUCUUGCAGAAAAGCAUUUCGACCGAGCAUGUAAAGCCGACCCAUUAGGUGUGAUUAAACAAACAUUGAAAUCUUCGCUUCGAAUGUAUCCCGAUGGUCUUCGACAAGAUUCCAGCAAUCCGGAUCCGAUAGCGCCUUGGAAUUUCGGCAUACAAAUGGUGGCGUUGAAUUAUCAAAAUGACGACUCGGUCAUGUCAUUAUCUUACGGGAAAUUUAUGGACAAUGGAGGCUGCGGAUACGUAUUAAAACCAAAAUAUCUCACUGAUAUUGAUAAAUCAUUAUUCAAUCCUUUAAAUUUUAUUGUCAAACCACCGGCACUAUCCGAAUGUAUUUUCGAAUGCCCGCAACGUUUGACCAUAAAAGUGAUUAGCGGACAAUUUCUCCCUCGAGCUAAUGAAACGACGACGGAUAUUCCCGACCCGUAUGUUCUCAUUUCAACACACGGAAUUCCAUGUGAUAAACAAACGAAGAAAACGAAGAAAAUUGAUGACAAUGGCUUCGAUCCGGAAUGGAAUGAAACAUUCCAAUUUGAUAUUCAUUUUCCACAAAUGUGUCUUAUCCGAUUCGAUGUUUAUGAUCAUGACCGAUUUUCUCGUGACGAUCGAUUAGCAUAUUUUUGUUUACCAGUCACAGCAAUGCAGACAGGUUCAACCUUAGUCGAUGUUGAUGCUUUUAUUUAUCUUAUUCUCUUUAUAGGUUAUCGUCAUAUACAUUUGAGGGCAAAGAAUAAUAAUCUGACUUAUUCAACGAUAUUUAUUCAUGUUCAAUUCAAUCCGAUAUUAAGUUGA
Adineta ricciae is the source of this 2322-nucleotide messenger RNA. The record is from the annotation of a GenBank genome assembly. Lineage: Eukaryota; Metazoa; Rotifera; Eurotatoria; Adinetida; Adinetidae.